This is a messenger RNA of Jaculus jaculus (lesser Egyptian jerboa), 15461 nucleotides long. It is a transcript of the gene Hydin, whose product is annotated as HYDIN axonemal central pair apparatus protein. NCBI's taxonomy places the organism in Eukaryota, Metazoa, Chordata, Mammalia, Rodentia, Dipodidae. The transcript has 85 exons. Bases 16 to 15375 code for a protein of 5119 amino acids. Gene Ontology annotation, cellular component: axoneme. Gene Ontology annotation, biological process: cilium movement; axonemal central apparatus assembly. The record is from RefSeq and is a predicted model, not a curated record.
GGAAAAUACCUAAAAAUGACAAGUAGAAGGCUUCAAGAGCCCAUGGGUGCUGCUCAGAUGGGGUUGGUCAAAGUGCUCAAAGGGUUACAAAGUAAAGUUUUGCCACCCAUGAUUCCCAAGGUGGUCAGUGAAGAAGAAGUCAACCAAAUGCUGACACCCUCGGAGUUCAUGAAGGAAAUGUCUCUUACUACAGAGCAGAAAUUGGCAAAUACACACUUUGUAUGCCGGCCACAUAUCAUCGAACUCUUAGAUAUGGGAGAAACGACACAUCAAAAGUUUUCAGGAGUUGACUUGGAUCAAGCAUUAUUCCAGCCCUUCCCAUCAGAAAUUGUAUUCCAGAAUUAUGUUCCAUGUGAAGUCUAUGAGGUUCCAUUGUCUUUGAGGAACAACGACAAAAUUCCAAGGAUGGUGAAAGUUGUUGAGGAAAGUUCACCUUACUUUAAAGUAAUCAGCCCCAAAGAUAGUGGCCACAAAGUAGCUCCAGGAGUGCCAACCAUAUUCCGAGUCCUCUUCACUCCAGAGGAGAACAAGGAUUAUGCCCAUAUGCUGACCUGUAUUACUGAAAGAGAAAAGUUUAUUGUACCCAUCAAAGCUAGAGGUGCUCGAGCCAUCCUGGAUUUUCCUGAUGAGCUGAAUUUUUCCACUUGCCCUGUCAAAUACAGCACUCAGAAGAUUCUACUGGUACGAAAUAUUGGCAACAAAGAUGCUGUGUUUCAACUCAAAACUAGCAGGCCUUUCUCCAUAGAGCCAACUGCUGGGACUCUCAAUGUGGGGGAAUCCAUGCAACUGGAAGUAGACUUUGAGCCUCAGGCUGUGGGUAAUCACAGUGGAAAACUUAUCUUGGAUUAUGACACAGGUGAAACAGUGCUUGUGUGUCUCUAUGGAGCUGCCAUAGAUAUGAAUAUAAGGCUGGAUAAGAAUUCCUUGAUCAUGGACAAAACCUACAUAUCUCUGGCUAAUCAGCGAACUGUAACCAUUCACAAUCGCAGUAACAUCAUCGCCCAUUUCCAGUGGAAGGUAUUUGCUACCCAAGCAGAAGAGGACAAAGAAAAACAUAGGGUCUGUGAUGAUCUGAACAAAGAGGAAAAACAUGAAACUGAUACAUUUCUUGAAGAAUGCAUUAUUGAUCCUUCCCUCCGAGAACGUCUUUCUAUUCUCUCCCGCACCUUCGAGAAUCAGAGGAAGCUGGUUCAAGAAGACAGCAUGCUCUUCUUGAAUAACAUUUUCACUAUUGAGCCUCUGGAAAGUGAUGUCUGGCCCAACUCAUCAGCGGAAAUCACUGUGUACUUUAAUCCAUUAGAGGCCAAACUCUACCAGCAGACUGUUUACUGUGACAUUUCAGGCCGAGAGAUUCGUCUGCCCCUCCGAAUCAAAGGGGAAGGAAUGGGACCUAAGAUUCAGUUCAACUUUGAAGUGCUGGACAUUGGCAAAGUUUUCAUUGGAUCUUUACAUUGUUAUGAGGCAAUACUGUCCAACAAAGGCAGCAUUGAUGCCCUCUUCAAUGUGAUUCCUCCAACGUCAGCAUUAGGAGCCUGCUUCAUUUUCAGUCCCAAAGAAGGCAUCAUUGAACCAAGUGAAUUCCAAGCUGUCCAGAUCUCCUUCAGUUCUGCUAUCCUGGGGCACUUCGAAGAAGAGUUCCUGAUCGAUGUCAAUGGGUCACCUGAGCCUGUGAAACUGACCAUUAAAGGCUGUGUCAUUGGACCUACCUUCCAUUUUAAUGUCCCUGCUCUGCACUUUGGUGAUGUUUCCUAUGGAUUUCCUCAUACCUUGAUGUGUUCUCUCAAUAAUACGUCUUUGGUCCCUAUGACCUUCAAAUUGCAUGUCCGUGGAGAUGGCUGUGGCCCAAAAAGCAUUCCAAGUUAUGGACAGGAUUCAGAGAGCAGAAAACAGUCUUGGAUCAAUGCAGAAAUACCCACAACAAAGCCAAAAGAAUUCACCAUCACUCCCAACUGUGGCACCAUUCGUGCCCAGGGUUUCAGUGCUAUCAAGGUGACUCUAUGCUCCAACACUGUGCAGAAAUAUGAGCUAGCACUGGUGGUAGAUGUGGUGGGCAUUGGGGAAGAAGUGCUGGCGCUCUUAAUCACAGCCAGGUGUGUUGUACCUACCCUCCAUUUGGUUACUAAGGAGGUGGACUUUGGGCGCUGCUUCUUGAAGUACCCCUACGAGAAGAUGAUCCAGCUUGUCAAUAAUGAUGACCUCCCAGGGUGCUAUAAGGUCCUGCCCCAGGUGCGUGAGAACACACCUGCUGUACUGAUUUCCAGUCCCAAGCCCUGCGGGGUCAUCUCUCCACACAGUAUCAUAAACAUACCACUGGAUCUGGAGACCCAGGUCAUCGGAGAACAUAGUUCCAUGGUCUACAUCUCAGUCUUUGGAAGCCAGGAACCCCACCUGGUAUGUCACAUAAAGAGCACUGGACAAGGCCCAGUUAUAUUUGUAAAUCCAGUGAAACUUGAUUUUGGCAAUAUUUAUGUCCUAAAGGAUUCCUCCAGGAUUCUCCAACUGUCUAACCAGUCAUUCAUUCCUGCAUUAUUUCGGGCUCAUCUGGUAAACAAAAAAUCCUUGUGGACGAUUAGACCCAGUGAAGGCAUUAUUCCUGCAGAAGAUGACGUUGCCCUGACUCUGACCGCCAACCUGAAUGACAUAGUGACAUUCAAAGACAUGGUCAUUUUGGAGAUUGAAGAUAGCAACACCUAUCAGAUUCCAAUCCAGGCUACAGGAAUCGGUUCUACCAUUGUUUCAGAUAAGCCCUUUGCCCCAGAACUCAAUUUAGGAGCACAUUUUAGCCUCCAUACCCACUACUACCACUUCAAAUUGACCAACAAGGGACGUCGAGUUCAGCAGUUGUUCUGGAUGAAUGAUAGUUUCUAUCCUCAGGAAAAACUAAGCAAAAAGCAACAGAUGAAGAAAAGAAAGGCUAUUGUCCAGUCCCAGGCCAAGACCCAGGCCCAGUCCCAGGGCCAGGCCUCCCAGAAAUCCAGUAACCCAGGGAUUCCCGUGUUUCAGAUCCACCCCAUCAGGAUGGAGUUGUACCCAGGCCAGACGAUCGAUGUGAUGCUUGAAGGCUAUUCAGCUACUCCCAGGGUUGUCAAAGAAAAGUUGGUGUGCCAUGCCAUCGUGGGAGCCUGCAAGGGGAAGAGCGUGUUGAUGUCUGUAAAUGUCAUCUGUGAGUUUAUAGCACCUGUUAUGCAGCUCUCCACCAGGCAGCUCAUAUAUCGACUGGAGAAGACACCUGACACUGCCCUGGAACCUGAUUACCAGCCCUUGACCAUAAAGAAUAUUUCUACCCUGCCUGUGCAUGUGUUUCUCUCAACAACUGGACCUUUCUUUAUAUGUGAAACUGAUAAAUCUCUGCUGUCUGCAACUCCUAAGCCUAUAAAAUUGGAGAUAGAUGAAGAAAAAAGCCUGCUGAUAAAAUUUGACCCUUCCUGCAGAAAUGAUAUGAACAACUGGGUGGCAGACAAGGUUCUGACAAUUGAGUAUAUGGAACACCCCCAGGUAGAUAGCCUGAGCCUGCGUGGAGAAGUGUAUUACCCCAACCUCAGCUUUGAGAUGAUGGAGGUGGAUUUUGGCUGUGUCCUGAAUGAUACUGAGGUCAUUCACUACAUUACCAUCACCAACUGCAGCCCCUUGGUUGUGAAGUUUCGCUGGUUCUUCCUGAUGGACAAUGAGGAAAACCAGAUAAGGUUUGUGCCAUGGAAGAAGAAGCUUGACAGUGCCCCUGUAUCCCAGAUGGAGUCCAUCCCAGCAACCUCAGUAUCUGCCAACUUGCCAGCAGUCCAGACUACGUUAGAGUCCACUGAGAUGGCUUUAAGUGACUCUUUUACGACUAUCCUUGUGGAUGAAGGCGCUGGAGCCGAAGAAAGAGAAAGCAAAAAAUGCACAGCAUCCACCAUGGUCUCAGAUGGGAUAAAAAGUGUCUCUGCUGAUACAAGAAAAAACCAGAGCCAGCCAGAGUGUCAGGAAUCCCUGUGGGUCCUUGAUCAGGAAGAUAUGCUUUCCAUUGGGAUAGAGGAAGUGUUUGACAUUCUGCCCCUCUAUGGAGUUCUGCAACCAUACAGUAACCUUCAGAUCUCUUUCACCUUCUAUGGACACUGUGACAUUGUUGCACAGGCCAAAGCUCUGUGUGAAGUGGAAGGAGGCCCCACCUAUGAAAUAUUACUGAAAGGCGAGGCAUCCCUGGUCAACUAUUCCUUUGACACCCAGAAUAUUAAUUAUGGAUUACAGCUCUUUGACCGCAUUACAACCCGUGAAAUCACACUAAAGAAUACUGGGAAAGUUGGCUUUGAGUUCAAGGUUCUGACUAACUACCAGUCAUUGCCAGAGAACCUUCACCCCGGUGUGCCACUCAUUCUGCCACAGUCGGGUUUUAUCAGUUCGGAUAAGGGACAGGUGCUGAAAGUUUACUACUUGCCUGGAAUUCCUGAGAUCUUUCAACGGAGUUUCCAAAUACAGAUCGCCCACCUGGACCCAGAAAACAUCACUCUAAAUGGAGAGGGUAUCUUUCCUCGGAUCUGCCUUGACCUCCCCAGGGAUCUCCGAGGCAAUGAAAAAUAUGAAGUCUUCUUAGAUCAGGCCAAGAAAACUGUAGAACAAGAAUACAAUAAAGAAGAAAGUAUUGAUCACUUGGAUAUGAUAACGGAAGAAAUACCUGAAGAUGAGUCCACAGAGUUAAGUGCUCAUAUUCAAAUGGAAGUGGAGCGACUUAUUGUCCAAGACUAUGCCCUAGAACAUCAGAAAACAAUUGUCUAUGAUCCCACAAAUGAUGCCUGCUUGAGCCAUCGGAAUAACUUCAAACUAGCCAAAGUCCAAUUACCACCGUACAUCCUGGACUUUGGCUACAUUGUGCUAGGUGAUGUCCGAAUCCACAUCAUCAAGAUUACCAACACCAGUCACUUCCCAGUGUCCUUCCAUGCAGAAAAGCAAGUCCUUCAUGACACAGGCUUCAGCAUUGAGCUAGAUCGUGUAAAGAAUCUGCCUUACUGUGAAACGGAAAUAUUUGAAGUGAGAUGUGACCCACAAGGGGCCAGUAUUCCUGUGGGAAACAAAGAGGUCAUUCUGCCUAUCAAGGUAGUUGGAGGGCCAACUGUUAACAUCUGUCUCAAAGCCACAGUAACUGUUCCAAGUAUGACUCUGUCUUGUGAAAAAGUGGAGUUUGCUACAAUUCAAUGUGGACAGUGCAUGGUGGAAACUAUUCAGCUUUCUAAUCAUCUCAAAGUCCCUUGUGAAUGGUUUGUCCACACUCAAAUGUGUUUCAACAAGCUGGAAAAACACAUGCCAAAGUACUUAAGACAGAAGCUACGUGCUGAACUGAAGCCCACGACACGAAUUUUUGAGAUCCAACCCACUUCUGGAGUCUUGGAACCUGAUGAGAGAUCCAAUGUGCAAGUGAAAUUCAUGCCAAAAGAAGAGAAAUUCUACAGCCAAGCCCUGAUGUUCCAGAUUGCUCAGAGUACUCAAAAGCUUUCACUGCUAGCACAAGGGCAGGGUCUAGAGCCACGCCUGGAAUUCAGCCCUUCAGUUCUGGAACUGGGGCCACUGUUGCCGUAUGCAUCUGGAGAUGAGGCAGAGGUGAUUGUGAGGAAUCCCUGCAGCUUUCCAAUUGAGUUUUACUCUUUAGAAUUUGACCAGCAAUAUAUCUUAGAAGAGAAGAUCUUGCAACAGCUGAAGGGCUAUGAUUCUUACAACACCCUGCUGCUGCCUCCCCGCAACCCAGGGGACAAGCUGCCCCAUGAAGUAUACGAGUACUUCAAGGAAGUGAGCAGUUCAAAAGAAGAGCAGGUGAAGACGAAAUAUCUGGAGGAUCUGUCACAGGAGAAUGAUGAAGAAGAAAUUACCACAUCAGACCAGGGAACCUCCUCUAGUACAAAGAGGACAUCACUGAGCCGAGGAAUCUCUGCCAUAUCCAACCUGGAAGAGCAGCACAAUUUUUUGGCAGAAUCCAGAAUUUACCAAGAUGAAGAAGAUGAUGAUGAGGAAAGUCUAGAUAAACUGAUAUUUCAAACUGAAAAUAUUCAGAGUAAUGAUAGCCACUCUGCAGAGGAAGUUGGAGAAGUGGAAAACAAUCCAGUGAGCAAGGCAAUUGCUCGCCACCUGGGCAUUGACAUUUCUGCAGAAGGCCGCUUGGCCAAGAACCGUAAAGGCAUUGCCAUUAUCAUCCACGGAACACCUUUAUCAGGAAAGACAGCCAAUGCCAUCAGCUUGGCUAGAUACUACAAUGCAGCCUGCUUGACCAUCGACUCCGUUGUCCUGGAAGCAGUGUUGGAUGGCAAUAACAUCCCCGGGACUCGAGCUCGUGAGCUGUGCAUCAGAGCUGCCAUUGAGCAGUCCAUGAAGGAAGCAGAGGAAUCCGUAACCCAAGAGACUACUGUGAGCCAAAAUGUCAUAGGAUCAACACGACUGAGCACUGAAAAUUUGGGCAAGUUGACCUCAGAAAGUACUUUGGUGGUCCCGGAAGGUAAAUCUGGAAAGAGUGUGCGUGGGAGUCUGUUAUUCACCAAAGUCAAAUCAGAGAGCCAUGGAUCUGGGUCCCAGAAGCCACAUCACCUGCACCAGCCGGAAACAACACAGGUUUCCUCCAGCCCUCACCUCCUAGGACCCACUCAGCGCCGGCUCAGUGUCAGUGCCAGUAUUGGAGGUGAGACAGGGCUGAUGAGCUGUGUGCUCCCUGAUGACCUUCUUGUACAGAUCCUGGCUGAGAGGAUACAGCUGAGUGACUGCUACCGAGGAGUGGUGUUUGAUGGCCUGGACACGCUCUUCGCUAAGAAUGCACCAGCCGCCCUCCUCUGCCUGCUGAAGGCCAUUGGCAGCCGUGAGCACAUAUAUGUUCUCAACAUGGCCCAAGAUUAUACAGUCAUGAAAGCCCAGGAGAAGGCCAAAAAGGAACUAGAAGAACGCAAACGCCAGGAAGCUCUUCAAAAAGAGAAGGAGCGUCUCCAAAACAUGGAUGAGGAAGAAUAUGAUGCCCUGUCACCAGAGGAGAAAGCCAUAUUCGACCGGGAGGUUCAGCGAGCACUCUGGGAGAGGAAGAAGAGGGAGCUGGAAAGGCUGGCUAAAGAGAUGCAGGAAAAGAAGCUACAGCAGGAACUUGAGCAACAAAAAGAAGAAGAUGAGAUGAAACGGAAGAUAAAAAGAUCCAAGCAGGUCCCUGUGAAGGAGAAAUCACAACCAAUAACCAACAAGCAGGUUCCCACUCCUCUGAAGUUAGAAAACAAGAUGGAGUCAGUAGAAAGGAAAGUUUCUUCCCGAGAGCAAACAGCAUUUGACAAGGAAGACCCAGGCAAGAAGAAGAAGCCCACGAUGGACACCACCAUGUCAGGGUUCCCCUUGGUUCAGGAUCAAGAGGAUAGCGAAUGGGACUUCAUGAAGGAUGCUGACAAGCAGUUAGCCUAUAAGUUUAAAGUCUAUGACCUGAGUCUGAAGGAAGUCCAAAACACCCUCAUGUACUGGGACCGCAAGCAAGGCAUCCAGAUGCCUCACGCAGGGCUGGAGGAAGCGUCCCAUGAACAGGAGGAACAGCGCCAGGCUCCCUCCAGCUCUGCGGGGCGCCGCGGCCGCAAGGACCGCGAGAAGGAGCGCCUGGAGAAGGAACGCUUGGAGAAGGAGCGCCUGGAGAGGGAGAAGGCCGAGAGGGAACGCCUAGAGAAGCUGAAGGCCCUGGAAGACCGCAGUGACGCCGAGGGCGAAGGGGAAGAGGAACACGAGGGGAAGAAGGAUCUGGGGGUGCCAUUCAUCAACAUUCAGACUCCAGACUUUGAAGGCAUAAGCUGGAAGCACGCCCUAGAGAGUGCCAUGCUUCCCAGAGGAGAUCAGAUCCUAGAUGUCUUGGGCCUGGGUUCCUCUGGACCACCCAUUCCACCUCCUGCCUUGUUCUCAAUUGUCUCUUACCCUGUGAAGCGGCUGCCCUUGACUCCCACAGAUAUCCUGAAGCACUUUGUGUUUGUGCUUCCCUCAAAUGAUGAUGUCACCUCCUUGGAUGAUAAGAAAGACAUGGAAGGAGACUCAGAUAUCUUCAUCAACACCCUCUUAAUCAAGGCCCAAGAGGAGCAGGCCUCCUCAUCCAAAGGAAGCAAACAGAAACCGAAAGAAAAAACAGAAUACCGUGAGUCUCAGCAGGAAAAACGUCGCACCUACAAGAAGGGCCUUCCUGUGGGAACUUCAGGAAACAUUGUCUCCCUUGCCGACUUAGACCAGAACAGCCUUGAGGGACAGCAUUCCCAGGAGAAGUUCACCAGGCUGAACUACUUCCGGUGGAUUGUGCCAGCCAAUGGAGAGGUGACAUUGAGAGUCCACUUCUCAUCCACUGAUCUUGGGAACUAUGACCAAACAUUUAACUUUGAGAUCCUCGGAACUCGCCGCCAGUACCAGCUCUAUUGCCGAGGUGUCUGCACUUACCCUUAUAUUUGCCAAGACCCAAAAGUGGUGUUUCCUCAACGGAAGAAAGACAUGAAGAUAAAUGAGGUCAUCUUUAAGAAAUAUGUUAUGAGCAUGGAUAAAUUUUACUUUGGGCCACUGCUUUGUGGAAAAUCAAGAGAUAAAUACAAGUCAUCCUUGUUCCCUGGCAACAUGGAGAUGCUAACGAUCCUGAAUGAUUCUCCAAUGAUAGUAGAGGCAUACUUCUGUUUUCAGAAUGAUGUGAAAGCAAACACCUACUUUCUGGAGCCCAUCAACAUGAUUCUGCAACCAAAUGAGAAGCAGAUACUAAAUAUAUGGGCAUACCCUACUUCAGUAGGUAUCUUUGAAGAUAGCAUAGUCUGUUGCAUCAAGGAGAACCCGGAGCCAGCUAUCUUCAAAGUAUGUUGCCAAGGGAUUCGCCCAGAAAUUGAGCUGGAGCCCAGGCAGUUACAUUUUGAUCGGCUCUUGUUGCACAGAAGAGAAUCCAAACUAGUUAUUUUCCGAAAUGUCACACCCUUGCCUGUGGCCUGGAGGAUCUCCAGCCUGGAGCACCUAGGUGAAGACUUCACCACAUCCACAAUGCAGGGAAUUAUCCUGCCCAAGGGAGAGUACAGGCUGCAGGUGCACUUCCAGCCCUCCAAACCUGUCAACAUCAAGAAGGCUAUUCGGAUAGAGGUUUUAGAUGCAGAGAAUAUUGUUGGUGUUGUUCAGAUUGAAAACAUCCUGAUCUUUGCAGAAUCAUAUGAUAUUGCUUUGGACAUCACCUUCCCCAAAGGAACUGAAGGAGGUCUCGACUUUGGGACUGUGAGGGUCAUGGAAGAAAUAAAGCAGCCCCUUCAACUGAAGAACCGUGGAAAAUACGAGAUCUUGUUCAGCUUUUCUGUGGACUCUUUAGGGGUUUUUCCAACCAGUAUGAAUUCCAUGAUCUCAUUCCAACCCCAAAAGGGCUCACUGACCGCAAUAGAUAAGCCCAUGAAUGUCCUGGUGUUCUUUCGUGCAAAAAAGGAAGUGAAGAUCGAGCACCAGCCUGUUCUGCGCUGUCAGAUUAUUGAGCCUAAUCUUUCAUCAGAGGGUGAGAUCAUUGCCAGCAUCCCAAUUAAGUUUUCUGUGAACGCAGUAUUCUCCAAAUUCAACAUCAGCCCCGCCUCUAUCAUCAACUUUGGGGCUUUGAUCUGUGGCACUAGGAAGAGUAGCACCUUCACCAUAGAAAACCAAGGUGUUAUUGACUUCAAGUACUCCCUCUACCGGCUGACGGGAGAAAACUCCUUUCAUCAAAAGAAAACACCCAGCCAUAUCAGACAUGUAAGAACCCGAGAAAGUGAGAGCUUCUCCAAAUCUGGAACCACUAAAACAACCAAGUUCUCAGAUACAGUCCAGAAAGACAUGAACGUUGCAAACCAAGCCCGCUUCUCCCACAGCAUGUUCACCGUGUAUCCUGGGUUUGGCUCUAUCCCUCCUGGAGGAGUACAAGUCAUCAAUGUGGAGUGUGUGGCUGACCCCGUGGGAAGGUGUGAGGAGUUUCUGGCCAUUGACAUCUCUGACCGAGAUACUAGAGAAUAUCCUGCAGGCAUUCCUUAUACUCUGCUUGCUGAAGCAUGUCUACCAGCCUUUGUGACUGACAACAACAUCUCAAUAUUUGAGGAGCACCAGAUCUGUACCAGCCCCAACAUGUUCUACAUGCUACAGACCAUACAGAGUGGGGGGCUAUUUGUGGAGGACGAGAACAAGUUCAUCUUCUGCAAUGUCCUGGUGGGCCAUCAGGCCAAGGCUCGAUUCAAGAUUAGCAAUGCGGGAAAGAUUUCCUGUGAUGUCAACAUUGUAGUCAAACCCAUCUCUAAUAAGGUCAUUGCCCGCAUCACUGACAUCUUUGAUGUAGAGCCCAACAAGAUGUGUAUUGCCAGUCGCUCACAUGCCUUCGCCACUGUGUUCUUCACACCGCAGGCCAUGCAGACCUACCAGUGCAUCUUCGAGGCCACAUUGGAUGGCUUGCCCAGCAACAUAGCCAGGAACCGAGGCCUUGUGUUCGAUGUUGUUGGUGAGGGGACCCUCCCACGAGUGACUAUCGUGCGGCCAACUCUCUAUAAUCAACUUGGAAACCCUUUGCUUCUCUUUAAGAGGCUUCUGCUUGGUCUUUCAGAGAAACUGCCUCUUAUCCUCAAGAACAAUGGCACCAUCCCUGCCCAGCUACAUGUAGACCUACAGGACCAACUAGGAGUCUUCUCUCUGAAAGGGAGGCCCACCACCUCCUACAUCUAUAUCACAGAGGAAAACAAACCAAAUGAGAAAGCAAUAAAAGCCCACACAGCCUCCUUGGUUGUUUCUCCUGGAAACACAGCCGAAUUUGAUGUCUUUUUCCACUCCCAGAAGGUUGGGAGAAUGACAGGCACCAUCCACCUCUCAGUAAUCAACAACCAGUAUGAGGAGACUAUCAUCCACUUGGUGGGAGAAGGUUAUGAGGAUGACAUCACCUUGGACAACAUCCAUGGGCUGGUGGCUCCCACCAGCCAGGAGAGCUCAGAUAUGUCUGAGAUAAUAGAGAUUGCUAAGGAAAGCACCAUGGAAGACUUGGUGGCAGCUGCUCUGUUGGACCACAUCCAGUUUGGGCACUGCCACAUUGGAAUCAGCUAUAAUGUGAGCUUCACAAUCACCAAUCACAGCUACGUGAAUGUGAUACGAUUUGAGUGGCCCUUCUUAACUACUGUGUCGUUCUCUCCACAAAUUGGCCACCUCCACCCUGGCUGUUCCAAGGACAUAAUGGUGACCAUGAAGUCAGAAGUGCCCGUCAGCCUGAAGAAGAUGGGGGUCAAGUGCAAGCUCUCCAAGAUCAUGUUUCAGCUCCCUACAGACCAGGUCCCUGACUGGGAUGACCGCAUGCGCACAGUCAAGUGGGUAGAUGCGCCCCGAACUAUACCUGGGGCUUUGACUACAAAACGAAAGGUGGUAGAGACGGACCCUGAGCCGGCCCACUCCAUGUUAGAAGAAAACUACCGAGAAGUGUGCAUUCAGAUAAGUGCUGUCGUGGAUUUCGCUUCAUACCAGUGCCACACAAAUGAUGUGUCCUUUAAGGAAACGCUGGUUUACCAGACCCGAGUGUUUGAGCUUGACCUUGUCAAUACAGGAAAUGUGCAGCUAGAAUUCAACUGGACCUCAGAAGAUAAUUCAAAGGCAGUCAGCUUUGCCAUGCCAGAAAACCAAGCUUCUGCUCAAAAAGAUCAGCUCAGUCAAGGCACAGGCAGCACCCUGGACAGCGGCUUGGACCAUUGGCCCGAGGGCACCCCUUCGCCCUUCUCGGUGGAGCCCUCCUCAGGCAUCGUGCCUGUGGGGAAGACUCAGAAAUUCAAAGUGAAAUUCUCCCCUGUGGACACUGGAGAGUUUGAGAACAGCCUGUUCUGCCAGAUUCCCAACCUGCCACCUGGUGAGCAGGGCCCAGUCCUGGUAACAAAAGGGCGGAGCAUCUUGCCCUUCUGUCAUUUUGACCUGAAAGAGUCAGACUACAUCAGUGGUCAUCGGCGUAACCCAGAUCUCCGAGGGCCUGGUGCAGGACCUCUGGAUCCGAACACCCGGGUUAUUGAGUUCACCUGUGUGGGCAUAGGAGGACAAAAUCUCCAGACCUUUACAAUCCUCAACCCAACCAAUACCACCUACUCCUUCUGUUGGAUCUCUGAAGAAAUCGAAAGUCUCCAGAACCCUCCAGCCUUUUCAUGCCUUACAGAAAAGGGUGUCAUCCACCCAGAAAAGAAAGCGGAGAUUAUAUUCCAGUUCACGCCUUCCCAUCUUGAUAUCUCGGAAUCAUUCUGGACUUUCUUAAUCCCAGAACACAAUAUCUCUGUCCCCUUCCUGCUGAUGGGCAAAGCCACUGACCCUGUCAUCUCUCUGGACAAGUCACACCUCAACUUCAGUUCUCUCCUCAUUGGCAGAGAAGCCCGAGAAAGUGUGAAAAUCAUCAACAAGGAGGAGCAGGGGUUCAAUUUUGCCUUCCAGGACAACUCCCGCUUUUCUGAAGGAUUCAGCAGCAGCCUAGUUGUAUGUCCCAUGGAGGGCUGGGUCCAACCACUAUCCAGGUUCCCAAUUGAUAUUUUCUUCACACCAAAGCAGGAAGGAGAUGUGAACUUUAAUUUGAUCUGCAACGUGAAAAAGAAAGUCCACCCUCUGAUAUUAAAUGUCAAGGCUGAGGGCUACACUAUGAACGCAGAAGUCAAGUGUAAGGACAGGGCAGGCUCCAUCACUCUCUUGACAUCCAACCAGACCAACAUCAUUAAUUUCUAUGAGGUGGAACUAAAUGAAUGUGUCCAGUGUGAAUUCAGCUUUAUCAACACUGGGAAGUUCAAUUUCAGUGUACAGACAGAGCUUUCUGGGCCCAAAUCCCUAUUGCAGUACUUGGAAUUUUCACCUACCAACAAUACUGUGGAUGUGGGGCAAACUCAAUAUGCCACUCUGUCUUUCCAACCAUAUCAGAAGUGUGUCUUGAAGAACCUGGAACUCAGAAUCAAGGUCAGCCACGGACCAAUGUUCAUGUGCAGCAUCAUAGGCUGUGCUGUGAGCCCAGCCAUCCAUUUCUCCUUCACCAGCUACAACUUUGGGACCUGCUUUCUUUACCAAGCCGGGAUGCCCCCGUACAAGCAAACUCUGGUCAUUACCAACAAGGAAGAAACGUCUAUGAGCAUAGAGUGUUUGUACACCAAUACCACAUACCUCGAGGUGAACUUCAAUGUGGAUGUGAUAAAGCCAGGGAAGGCACUAGAGAUCCCAAUCAUCUUUUAUCCUCGAGAAGCUAUCAACUACCGAGAGCUCAUCCCCUUUGAAAUCAAUGGGCUCUCUCAACAAAUGGUGGAGAUCAAAGGGAAAGGAACAGAAAUGAAGGUCAUAAUUCUAGACCCACCCAAUAGGAUGGUGAAGUUAGGAGCUGUCCUGCCAGGACAAAUUGUCAGGAAAACAGUUUCCAUCAUGAACAACAGCCUCGCCCAGCUCACCUUUAACCAGUCAGUCUUGUUCUCCAUUCCAGAGCUCCAAGAACCCAAGGUCAUUACCUUAGAGCCCUUCCACAACAUCACUUUGAGGCCUAAAGAAGUCUGUAAGCUGGACAUCACCUUUGCCCCAAAGAAACGUGUCCCUCCUUUCUCUGAGGAAGUGUUCAUGGAAUGGAUGGGGCUCCUACGCCCCCUCUUCCUCCUCAGUGGCUGCUGCCAGGCCCUGGAGAUCUCCCUGGACCAGGAGCAUCUUCCCUUUGGACCUGUUGUGUAUCAAACACAGGCCACACGCCGCAUCCUCAUGAUGAACACAGGCGACAUGGGUGCAAGGUUUAAAUGGGAUGCCAAGAAAUUCAAGCCUCAUUUCUCCAUCACUCCAGAAGAAGGCUACAUCACAUCAGGCAUGGAGGUUUCUUUUGAAGUGACCUACCACCCCACCGAGGUGGGAAAGGAAAGUCUCUACAAAAACAUGCUGUGCUUCAUCCAGGGAGGAAGCCCUCUGCACCUCACCCUGUCAGGAAUGUGUGUGGGACCACCUGCAAUAAAAGAGGUGGUGAACUUCAACUGCCAGGUGCGCUCAAAGCACACACAGACCAUCCUGUUGUCAAACCGCACCAACCAGACCUGGAAUCUGCACCCCAUCUUUGAGGGUGAGCACUGGGAAGGGCCCGAGUUCAUCACCCUUGAGGCCCAUCAACAAAAUAAGCCUUACGAAAUCACCUACAAGCCUCGUUCUAUGAACGUGGAGAACCGCAAACACCAGGGCACUCUCUUCUUCCCCCUUCCGGAUGGGACCGGCUGGCUAUAUGCUCUGCAUGGUACUGCCGAACUUCCCAAAGCUGUUGCUAGUAUCUACCGUGAGGUGCCAUGUAAGACACCAUACACUGAGCUUCUGCCAAUCAGCAACUGGCUGAACAAGCCCCAGAGAUUCCGGAUCAUUGUGGAAAUACUAAAGCCAGAGAAGCCAGACCUAAGUGUCACUCUGAAGGGCCUUGAUUAUAUUGAUGUACUGGCUGGCUCCAAGAAGGACUACAAGCUGAACUUCUUUUCACACAAGGAAGGACUGUACACUGCAAAGGUGAUCUUCCGGAAUGAAGUGACCACUGAGUUUUUGUACUACAUGGUGAGUUUCAAGGUUAUCCCUUCAGGCAUCAUAAAAACCAUCGAGAUGGCAACCCCAGUCCGCCAGAGCACAUCUGCCUCCAUCAAAUUGGAGAACCCCCUGCCCUACUCAGUGACCUUCUCCACGGACUGCAAGGUGACUGACAUCAGCCUGCCUUCCCAGUUCGCUGUGCCUGCCAACUCUGAGGGACUAUUCUCAUUUGAAUUCCAGCCCCUAAAAGCUGGAGAAACCUUGGGGAGACUAACUUUGCACAACAGUGACUUGGGUUACUACCAGUAUGAGCUCAAUUUGAAGGCCUUGCCAGCACCUCCUGAGAAACCUGUCCAUUUCCAAACUGUGCUUGGCAGCAGCCAAAGCACCUUUGCAAAAUUCACCAAUUAUACCCGGCAGAAGACAGAAUACUACUGCAAGACAGACAGUCCUGACUUCCACACGGAAAGAGUCAUUAAUGCAGCCCCAGGAGCCCAGGGUGGCACUGAAGUCAGCGUGGAAGUCUUCUUUGAGCCCAGCCACUUGGGUGAGACCAAGGGCAUACUGACUCUGUCAUCACUUACAGGUGGUGAAUAUAUCAUACCCCUCUUUGGAAUUGCUCUGCCCCCCAAGCCCCAAGGCCCCUUCCUGAUUCGAGCUGGGUACAACAUAGUCAUCCCCUUCAAGAAUGUCUUUCUGUAUCCAGUGAACUUCUCUUUCAUUGUGGAGAACCCAGCCUUUUUCAUCCGAGCUGCAGACUCUGUGAGGCCCAAGAAGAUCAACAACAUCACAGUCUUCUUUGAGGGAAACCCAUCAGGCAACAAGACCCCCAUCACCACCAAGCUGAUUGUCACUUGCCCCCAGGGUGAAGGCAUUGAAUCUGGAAUAAAAUGGGUUUAUUAUCUGAAGGGGAUCACCCCCUAGUGAUAACAGGGUUACCUACAUCAACAAAGCUCCAUCUCCUCAGCCUAUAAGCCUUUCAUUGUCCUAUCCUAACAAAGAACAGAAAA